Molecule: messenger RNA, 3600 nt
Organism: Porites evermanni
Lineage: Eukaryota; Metazoa; Cnidaria; Anthozoa; Scleractinia; Poritidae
Source: the annotation of a GenBank genome assembly
AUGGCAGAAAGAAUACUACAAGAUAUAGCUGAACAAAACAAGCGUCUUACAAUUGCGCAAAUCAAUAAAAACACGGAAGAGAGAGCAGAAGCCUACUACAAUCUAGGCAGAGCUUAUUGCUUCCUCGAGGACUUCCAUCGAGCAAUAGAGUACCUCAAGCAAUACCUGAGCAUUGCUGACGAAGUCGGUGAUAGAGCAGGUACAGGACGUGCCUAUUGCCAGCUCGCCUGCGCUUACAAUUCCCUCGGUGACUCCCAAAGAGCAAAAGAGUACCACAAUCAACACCUCAGGAUUGCCAAGGAAGUUGGUGACAGGGCAGGUGAAGGACGUGCCUAUGGCAAUCUCGGCCUUGCUUAUCACAGCCUUGAAGAAUUCCGACGAGCAAUAGAGUACCACAAUCAACACCUCAGCAUUGCCAAGGAAGUUGGUGACAGGGCAGGGCAAGGCGAAGCCUAUGCCAAUCUUGGUCUUGCUUAUUACAGUCUUAAUGAAUUCCAAAGAGCAAUAGAGUACAGCAAUAAAUACCUCAUCAUUGCCAAGGAAGUUGGUGACAGGGCAGGGCAAGGCAAAGCCUAUGCCAAUCUCGGUCUUGCUUAUCACUGCCUUAAAGAAUUCCAAAGAGCAAUAGAGUACCACAAUCAACACCUCAUCAUUGCCAAGAAAGUUGGUGACAGGGCAGGUGAAGGACGUGCCUAUGGCAAUCUCGGCCUUGCUUAUCACAGCCUUGAAGAAUUCCAACGAGCAAUAGAGUACCACAAUCAACACCUCAGGAUUGCCAAGGAAGUUGGUGACAGGGCAGGUGAAGGACGUGCCUAUGGCAAUCUCGGCCUUGCUUAUCACAGCCUUGAAGAAUUCCAACGAGCAAUAGAGUACCACAAUCAACACCUCAGGAUUGCCAAGGAAGUUGGUGACAGGGCAGGUGAAGGACGUGCCUAUGACAAUCUCGGCCUUGCUUAUCACAGCCUUAAAGAAUUCCAACGAGCAAUAGAGUACUACAAUCAACACCUCAAGAUUGCCAAGGAAGUUGGUGACAGGGCAGGUGAAGGAUGUGUUUAUGGCAAUCUCGGCCUUGCUUAUCACAGUCUUGAAGAAUUCCAACGAGCAAUAGAGUACCACAAUCAACACCUCAGCAUUGCCAAGGAAGUUGGUGACAGAGUAUGUCAAGGCAAGGCCUAUAGCAAUCUCGGAGCUACUUAUCACAGCCUUAAUGAACUCCAAAGAGCAAUAGAGUACACCAAUAAAUGCCUCAUCAUUGCCAAGGAAGUUGGUGACAGGGUAGAGGAAAGCAACGCCUAUGACAUUCUCAGCCUCGCUUAUCGCAGCCUUAAUGAAUUCCAAAGAGCAAUAGAGUACAACAAUAAAUGCCUCAUCAUUGCCAAGGAAGUUGGUCACAGGGCAGUGCAAGGGAAAGGCUAUGGCAAUCUCGGCAAUAUUUAUUUAGUUCUCGGCGAAUACCACCGAGCAAUAAAGUACACCAAUAAAUGCCUCAUCAUUGCCGAGGAAGAUGGUAACAGGGCAAGGGAAGGCAUAGCCUAUGCCAAUCUCGGCGUUACUUAUCACAACCUUCAAGAAUUCCCACGAGCAAUGGAGUGCCACAAGAAACACUUGAGCAUUGCCAUGGAAGUCGGUGACAGAAAAGAAAAAGGACAUGCCUAUUUAAACAUUGGCGACGUUCAUAAAUCCCUCGGCGACGUGCCACGAGCAAUGGAGUACUACAAGCAAUCCCUGAGCAACGCCGAGGAAAUCGGUGACAGGGAUGGACAAGGACAUGCUUAUUGCCGCCUCGGAAGUUGUUAUACACAUCUCCACGACUUGAAGGAAGCAAUAGAGUGUCACAAGCAACACCUGACUAUUGCCGAGGAAAUCGGUGACAGGAUGGCAGAAGCAUGUGCCCACAGCGGUUUGGGUCGAUCUUUUUUAUAUUCAGAUUCUUUGAAUGAGGCUUUAGAACAUUUUAGAUGCAGUGUAAAAGUCUAUGACACUAUUAGAGCCGGGUCUAUCUCGGAAGAUCAAUUGAAAAUAAGUUUCCGUACGAAACAUCAAUUUGCCUAUACUCAUUUAUGGCAGGUUUUAGUAAUGCUUGAAAGGAAUGAUGAGGCUUUAUACGCUGCUGAGAGGGGACGGGCACAGGCUUUGCUCGAUGCCUUAAAAGUAACUUAUGGCCUUACAUCACUUUCUCCCAGGUCAAUUGAAUCUGAAGAAGAAGUCGGAAAUAUUUCAAGGAAGACAACUGUUUUAACAGUUUUUCUUGCCCUUCAUUUGAAAACAAUCAAUAUCUGGGUGUUGGGAAAAGAGGGCAACCCUAUUUUUAAGCAAGCGGAGAUACAAAUUGGUCGUCAACACGAAGAUUCCUUUACUCUCCUUUUAGACACUGUUUUGAAAAACAUUGACUCAACUCCCUCAAGUACUCGAGACGACAAUCAAACAUCGGCGCCAUCACAGGAGAGCACCAACUUUUUACAGCCAUUAUAUGAUGCAGUUCUUGGUCCCAUUGAAGACUUGCUUGAUGGUGAUGAACUAAUUGUAGUUCCUGAUGGCGCUUUGUCUAAAGCUCCUUGGGCAGCCCUGAGUGAAACUUUAAGGAUCCGGACUGUUCCCUCACUGACAAGUUUGAAAGUCAUCACAGAUUCUCCAAUUGAAUACCACAGUAAAAGUGGAGCCCUGCUUGUUGGAGAUCCAUGCUUGAAGAAAAUUACAGAUAAAAGGGGGAACCCCAUUUAUGAUCCUCUGAAGUACGCAAGAAUGGAAGUGGAGAUGAUUGGAGAAAUUCUAAAGAGUCAGCCUUUAACAGGUGAAGAUGCCACCAAAGAAGCCUUGCUUCAGAGAAUCAAGUCAGUGUCUUUGGUUCAUAUUGCAGCCCACGGAAGGCGGGAAACCGGAGAAAUCGUUUUGGCUCCAGACCCCCGAUGGGAAUCCCACACUCCUACGGAGGAGGACUAUAUUUUGAAGAUGUCUGAUAUACAAGCUAUUAAGCUGCGAGCGAGACUGGUCGUGCUUAGUUGCCCCUACAGUGGGCAAGGAGAGGUAUCGUCUGAGGGUGUGGUCGGUAUGGCACGUGCUUUCUUGUUUGCUGGUGCUCGUUCCGUGCUGGCGGCGCUUUGGGCAAUUGAUGACGAAGCCACAAUGAUGUUUAUGAAGUCUUUCUACCAACAACUUGGAAGUGGGGAAAGUGCAAGUGUUGCUCUUCAGAGGGCCAUGAAAUGUCUUCGAGACUCCCAGGAUUAUUCUGCUCCAAAGUACUGGGCUCCUUUUGUUCUGAUGGGCGAUGACGUUAAGAUUGAAUUGGAAAAAGAGUCAUUGAGAAGUCGUAAGUGGAGAUUUUUUUUCUUGCUGUUCUAGUAACAGAAGGCUCAAAAAGAAAAGCCAGAACCAUUUUUGUCAAAUUCAGAUAAGAGGGAAAAUGACAGACUUGAUAAUAAAAAGAAUAAAAAUAUGUACAAAGUAGGGAUGGGUUGGGUGGUAAGUGUUAAAUUAUUAUGGAUUCACUCAAGUAAAUGCUAUUCCUAACCGGCUACCAACACAUUUCAAAAAUCAAUUGAACACUAGGCAUUGCUUAAUGUUCUCAAUUGUUAAAUAGUUUAGGUCAGGUGUGGAUAAGAG